AUGGCGCAGGAGAGGCGGGACGGGCCCAGGCCAACCGUGCGCGCCCUGCCGACUGUAGACACCUCGCUGGGGGAGCUCGACGUCGAGGACGAACCGCACGGAUAUGACUUCGACGGUCUCAAGCAGGACCUCGAGGAGUUCCGCGACCACCCCAUCUUGCAGGCAGUGCUGGCGCAGGGCUGCGACGUGGGGACGUUCGCCGCGGAGGUGGACGCGAAACUAGGCGCCGCCGAAGCCCAGAACAUUGAAGACUACAUCAGCGAGGCCGGCAACCUCGCGGACCUGCACCGGCGCAUCCGCGUGUGCGACGGCGUCCUCGCGAAGAUGGAGGCCGAGCUCGGGGCGUUCCAGACCGGCCUCGGCGCUCUCUCGACCAACAUCCGCGCCCUGCAAGAUCAGUCCUCCUCCCUGACGCAUCGCGUGGACAACCGCCGGAAAGCCGCCGCCGCGCUCGGGGACGCCCUGCACGACCUCGUGGUACCCCCGGACCUCAUCACGGCCAUCAUGCGCGGCGACGUGGACGGCGGAGCGCACCCGGCGCCUGCAGGGCCCAGCGGUGGGGGGCCGCUGACGUUCGCGGCGGCGCUCGAGGAGCUCGACGCGAAGCUGGCGUUCGUGCGGACUGCGCGCGGGCGCGAGGCGGCGGCGCGGCAGGACGUGGAGCCGGAGCUGGAGCGGCUGCGGACGCGCGCCGUAGCGCGGGCGCGCGAGGUGCUGCUGUCGCGGUUCGCGGGGCUGCGGAGGCCGCGGACGAACAUUCAGAUCCUGCAGCAGUCGACGCUGCUGCCGCUCAAGGGGCUCGUGUCGUUCCUGCGGCAGCACGGCGCGGAGGCGUUCCCGGAGGUGCGGUCGUUCUACGUGUCGACCGUGGGGCGCACACUGUCGCAACACUUCCGGGCGUAUCUCGCCGGGAUGGACAAGAUCGAGUCCGUCUCCGCCACGCACAACGACCUUCUCGGAUCCGUGCGCUCCGAGGCCUCGGGGGGGGGUGUCCACGGGGGGGUAUUCAGCUACAUGGAGGGUCUCUUUGGCGGGCGCAGCGCGGCGGCAACGGGCGGGCUGGGCGCCGGGGCGUACGGCGGCGGCGCCGCGCACAGCGGGCAGGCGAGCGGCGGCGCGCUCGGCCCCGGCGUGCGCCCCGGCGCCUUCACGCUGGGCUCGCGCGGCGACGUGCUGCGGCACCUCGACGCACCCGCGUUGAUCCCCCACGUCGAGAAGGCGCGCGGCGCGACGCACGCGAUCGAGAACAUCUUCCGGAGCGUGCAGCGCGUGCUGAUGGACACGGCGUCCGCGGAGCUCUCGUUCUGCCGCGUGAUGUUCGCGGGGGCGGGGGAGUUUAGGGAGUUGUUCCAGGAGGCCCUGACAACAGUGCACCGGUGGCUCGAGACGCGGCUGGCGGCGUGCCACGACACGCUGGCCGUCCUGAUCAUGAUCCGCGUGUCGUUCGAGCACGGCCAGCGCAUGGAGAAGCGCGGCAUCGACGUGCUGGACGCGCACUUCCUGCGCUGCGAGAUGGUGCUGUGGCCGCGCCUCAAGGCGCUCCUGGACGAGCACGUCACGUCGCUGUACGACGCGCCCGACGCGCAGCUCCACACCGCCGAGCCGCAGCCGCACUUCGUCACGCGCCGCUACGCGGAGCUCACGGCGUCGCUGCUCCUGUUGAGCGCCGCGUACGAGGACCAGCAGAUCGAGCUGAGCCUCGACCGGCUGAAGAGCGCGUACCUCGACCUCCUCGCGCGCAUCCAGGGCCGCUACCCCUCCCGGAAGGACGCCCUCGUCUUCCGAAUCAACAACCUUGAUCUGGUAUCUGUGGUUCUGGCCGAGGCCGGGUCUGCCGCGGGCGCGGGCGACCGGCACGACGUGGACGACGCCGGCGCGAGCGGGGGCGGGCCGCGGCGGCUCGGCGCGUACGGGGAGGGGCUGCGGCGGUGGUUUGAGGAGCAGGUGGAUGAUGCUGCAGCAGCCUUCCGGGACGGGGCGCUGCAGGAGCACUUCAGGCCGCUGGUGGCGGUGGGGCGGGAGGUGGCGGAGGCGGGGACGGAGGCUGGGGGCGCGGUGGGGCUUGGGGCGGCGCGGGGGGCGUUGGAGGCGUUUGGGGGGAGUUGGCGGGGGGGUCUCGCGGAGGUGCGGAAAGAGACGCUGCGGAGGUUCCCGUCGCUGGUGCGCGGAAACGCGGUGCUGAAGGCAGUGGUGUCGGAGCUGCUGGUGGUGUACAGCAGGGUGCUGGAGCACGCGCGGUCGCUCGGUCCGGACGGAGAGGCAGUUGCGAACAACGCCGUCGCAGUGCCCACGAUCAUGUACGAAAUCCGGCAGCUCACAGUCGCGAUGUGA
Messenger RNA from Pedinophyceae sp. YPF-701, 2331 nucleotides. The record is from the annotation of a GenBank genome assembly. NCBI's taxonomy places the organism in Eukaryota, Viridiplantae, Chlorophyta, Pedinophyceae.